AUGUCUCGGUGUCCAGUUUCAGGGGCCAUCCCCUACUACGUCCUGGACGACGACGAGGAAGACGACGACGUCCAGAUCGUCGGGGUCAACUCGUUGAACCCCGAGGCUGCUCCCGGGCCUCAGCUGGGCGAGUAUCGUCUCGAUACCCCAAGAUCAUUUUACCAGGGCCAGAACACCAGCUACCUCAGCCAACCCUUCUACGCUGGUAUUCCUGCCCAGCAGAUGCUGACAGCUUCGGCUACUGGCCUUGGAGGAGUUGCUCCCCUUACUCCGCUCCCCGCCAGCAACCAGUCUUCCUCCCGCCAGCCGUCAGCUACAGAGUCCGCCUCUGUCGUCUCUUACUUUCCUCCUCCUGUUCCUAGAACUGCCAUUGACAAUACUGCGGCCUCUGUUUCUGCCUCUGAGUCUGGCCCUGUCUCUGUCUCCAUCCCUGGGUCUGGAUCUGGGUCUGAGUCUUCCUCCUCCUCCGGGGACGUCAUUCGCUCCGAGUACCAGCUUGAACUCCUGUCAAGCCAGACUCAGACUGCUCCAGCUCCAGUUCAUGCAACCAUCCACGAGCAAUCUCCCCCAGGUGACGCAGUCAGCAGAUCUGCUUGGUCUGGCAUGGCAUACGGCAACAUUCUCAAGGUCCUGGUCGGCCCUAAAGACUGCGAAUACCCCAGCAAUCCUGACCAGCUCCCUCCAUCUUUCUUCAGUGACCUUGCUAACACUAUUGUUGUGAGCUUUCCCUAUGAAGACUUUGCCUACAAGCAUGGCUGCACUAUCGACGAAGUAAACCACGCACUUAUUUCGCAGGUUGUGGCCCCUCUUAUCAAAUGUCACUCAGUCGAUAAAAAGCUAAUGGCAAAGACUGCCAACAACAUUUAUGACAGCUGGGUUCCCAGGGACUAUCAAUACCAUGGUGUACAAACCAGUUCCAGCUCUCAGGCCACUCCUACCAUGCUCACUCUCUCUGGAUCCGACGUCGAACAGCAGACUUAUCCUACUCACUACGAACCUGUCAAGGAGCAAUCUUCCAAGUCUUCCAUCCCAGCUCCUACUCCAGCACCCCAAGAGGCCAAACAAAAGGCUCCUACUCCUAAGCUUACCCAUGAAGAGACCUUGGAAUAUGCUCGUGUCCUCCUCGAGGGCAUUGCAGAGUAUGCAUUUGGCAUUGAAAAUGAUAUCCAAGACCAAAAUGCCACUCUUCCUCCAGCCCAGGCCGUUGCUGGUACUCUUGUUCCAAGCUCCAACGUCCAGGCUCAAUCCAAAGCCCAAUCUGUCGAGUCAGUCCGGAACGGCCAUGCUUUCACCACUCUAUCUACUGUUUGUCCUCCAUCACGCCGCACUAUCAAGCAUGCAAAGUCUCCUGCUUCCCUCAAGCGUGUAGCAUCUUCCUCCUCUGCUUCUACGCCUCCAUCUCUUAUGAAACCCAAGCGUCGAUACGAGGACAUUGCCGACCCUGAGUCUCCAUCUCCUCAGAAUCAACUAUCCCGCAACGAGCGCGAGGACACUCCCCGUCCAGCCAAAAAGGCCAAACUAGACUUCAACUACCUUCCUCCAUCUCCCAAAACAUGCGAUCAAAAGGGUGUUCUCCCACUUCCAAAGCUACACAACAAUCCAACCCUCUGGCCCGAGAACAGCGAAAAGGUGAAGAAAAUGGAAGUCUACCCAGCUAAACCUCACACUUACGUUCCUCUCACGGAUGACACUCGCGUCAAACGCCAAAGAGUCACCGUCGACCCAUUCGGCAAGUACGAAAAGGUCUCCCCCUACGAAGACCCAAAUAGGAACAUGACCAAUAUCCUACUGGAACGCGGCGUUCCACUUGAUGAGCACCCACGUACCAAGCGUCCAUUGACUAAGCGUGACAUCGAGACUAUCAAGAAGGGGCAAAAGAACUUCUUUAAGUAUGCCAUGCAGCUUCAGUGCGAGCAUAUGGAUCGUUUGGGCCUCCCACGUCCUAUUCCCCAGGAACAUCUCGUUGAUGAAGGUGAAGACGAAGCUCCUGCUCCAGAAGACUUUUACCACUGGGACGACGAGGGUUUCAACGACUACUAG
Nannizzia gypsea CBS 118893 is the source of this 2040-nucleotide messenger RNA. RefSeq lists its product as hypothetical. Lineage: Eukaryota; Fungi; Ascomycota; Eurotiomycetes; Onygenales; Arthrodermataceae. The coding region runs from base 1 to 2040 and encodes 679 amino acids. The record is from RefSeq and is a predicted model, not a curated record. The transcript is spliced from 2 exons.